AUGGCUACCGGUCAGGGCGGCCCGCUCAAGGGCAUCCUGAAAAAUAUUGGUGAUGCUCCAGAGAAGCCCGAAACCGCACGUGAAGUCGCCAUCCGCCAUGCCACACUGCUAGAGAAUAGGAAGCAGCUCGAAAGCCAGAUUCUCGACAGUUUAAUCCUCUUAUCCGAGUAUCCCCUCGCCAGAGAUGCCCAAUUCAACGCUUCAAGCCCAGCAGCAUCCGACAUUGCAGACUUCAAGGCAAACGUCCGACUCUUUCAGCCCUCUGACUACGACGACCUCAUUGAGGAACGCAACGUAAACGAACUGUGUGGCUAUACCCUGUGUGCGAAGCCUAGACGCCAGACAGGCUCGAGCGGAGAGUGGAAGAUUACAAGCAGCGGCGAGAUUGUCAAGCGCAAGGAGCUUGAGAAGUGGUGCUCCCAGCAGUGUGCACGCAGAGCCCUCUUUGUCAAGGUCCAGCUUAACGAGACUGCUGCCUGGGAGCGAGCCGGCAUCCCUGACAUUCAGAUCGACCUUUUGGAGGAAGACCGCUCGGCCGAGACGGAAGCAGAUCGAACUGCUCGCAAGCUCGGGGAGCUCAAGCUGGAAGAUCAACGACAGGCUGCCCGAGACUCCGCUGCUCUAGCAAUGGAAAGAGGUGACGACAAGUUUGGCCCUCCAGUCAACAAGGUCAAGGUUACUUUGAAAGAAAAGGACGUCAAAGCGCCUUCUGAGUUUCCUCCGGCCGAAGCUGGCAACUCGGAGGAUCAUCUACUUGUUGAUGGCUACAAAGCUAAAAUCCCUGAGAAACAAGAACCAGAGAUAUAA
Molecule: messenger RNA, 807 nt
Organism: Trichoderma gamsii
Lineage: Eukaryota; Fungi; Ascomycota; Sordariomycetes; Hypocreales; Hypocreaceae
Exons: 1
Coding region: 1-807 (268 amino acids)
Cellular component (GO): cytoplasm; nucleus
Molecular function (GO): RNA polymerase core enzyme binding; RNA polymerase II CTD heptapeptide repeat phosphatase activity
Source: RefSeq, a predicted model, not a curated record